This is a messenger RNA of Alternaria novae-zelandiae, 2579 nucleotides long. RefSeq lists its product as uncharacterized. The record is from RefSeq and is a predicted model, not a curated record. The transcript has 3 exons. Lineage: Eukaryota; Fungi; Ascomycota; Dothideomycetes; Pleosporales; Pleosporaceae. The annotation marks the transcript as partial.
ACACCACCACAGGAGCGUUCAAAAGCCACAUCACAGCCAGAGAAGCACCCCUCCUCGCUCGCGAUAACAUUCAGAAAGCUAAGCAGUGGCUUAACACCUGUCUUUCGGAACAUACAGCAUGUCGCAAAUUCCACAGCAGCACCGUCUCCAACCCCCACCAACGACCCACGCGCGUCCUCCAAAUCACACCCACCACCAUCCGCCUCCGUUGUAAUAUGCAAAACGAGCAUUUUGACUACCUCGUCUUAAGCUACAUGUGGGGAACGAAUUACACCCAACGAAUCCAACUCCGUCAAUCCAAUCUCAACGCCUUUCAAAAAGAGAUCCCUCGAGCCCAAUUGGAGGCAUCAGACGUAUACAAGGAAGCAAUCCGCGUCACGCUCGCCCUAGGCUACCGCUACCUGUGGAUAGACAGCCUAGCCAUAAUCCAAGACUCGGAUGAAGACUGGACCUACGAAGCACGCCGCAUGGCUAUCGUCUACGGCAACGCAACAGCCAACCUCGCUUUCCUCUUCCCACCUCACUCGCCUUCUGCUCCAUCCAGUCGCGAAGACCCACGAUCUUCGAAUCCAUGUAUCCUCCGGGCGUCAUCUUCGCAUACACCUGGGAUAUAUAUUGAGCACACGAAGUCCUCACUCCGUCUCGCCCUCGACACGGAGGAGGCGAGUAGAGACUGGCUCGCUCAACGCAACUGGCCGCUCUUCAAUCGCGCAUGGACGUUCCAGGAGUAUCUUCUUGCGCCACGGACGUUGCUGCUUGGGCAUAAGAAUCUCAUGUGGCAAUGCUCGGAGGGGUUUUGGGAUGAAUUGCUUGGGCCGAUUGCGGAAGCACCGGUUACGGAUCCCACGACGACGGUGCAAGUAUCUUUGCACGGCAAAGACAGAGGAAAAUCUCGGUAUUUCCCCAACACCAUCAAAGAGAUCAACACACUCGCAAAGACAAACAGCCUCUCCUCCCCAGCUAUUCUCUCUUUCGCACUAGACUACCAAAACCUAGUCAAUGAAUACCGCAGCCGCAGACUCUCUUUCUCCAAAGACCGCAUCGUAGCUUUCGCAGGCGUAGCGCGUGCGUUCUCCAACCUAGGCCAACUCACCUACCUAGCCGGCCUGUGGAAAGAAAUACUACCAAUAACCAUGCUAUGGUACGUCGACAGAAAAGCAAGAUGGCUUGUCCGCCUCGAGAAUGGGAUACCAAAUGGCGCGGAGAUGGAACCAUCGAUGUGGACGACGGAGAUUGAGGAAGAAGUAGUGCAAACCACACCACCACUCCCAAGUUGGUCUUGGUUCUCCGUACCGAUAUGGAAAUACUACCAACUCCACCACCUCUUCAGCGACGACGAACUAGUCGUCCGGUCUAAAAGCGAUUCCGAACCUCAUCUCGUCCGCUGGACCGACAUGUUCUUCGCCGAGACCAAGGGCUUCAAGUUCGCUGGACACACGCAAGAUCGCGUACCGGAAUCUAGCCCCUUUGACUUCUCAGGCUUGCAAGUCACGCUCGCAACGUUGGUUUUGCCGAUAAAGGCGGAUUGGCCCGCUGAUCUAGCGGCGCAGAUGAAGCGGUUGCAAGAACAUUCGCCGCUUUCUUCUCACCGCGGGUUUAGUUGGGAUCCGAUUCUGGAGUAUUACCCUGAUGACCCAGCCGGGCGGGCAUUCGCAUCACCAUCUCUCGCGAAUCCCCAUCAACACCUGCGCAUCUCGUCCACUACGAUGGAGUCACGCAACAAACCUGAUACCAUGCUGCAGCACGAAAAUGCAGAUCGAAGUGCGCCGCCUGAUCCUGACGAUACGACCGACUACGGCUUGCGGCGGAUGCUCGAUUUGCCGACAGAGCUACGCUGCUGCAUACUAGAGCUCCUCAUCAAGGACGAGUUCUUCGAAGCCUACUACACACUCCUCGAGCAUCCGGAGAUGGGCGAUUUGGUCCGCUGCAACUUUGCUGCGCAGUUCAAAGCGAUCAAACAGCACCGCCAUCUCGCUAGCCAGCUUCAGCAUAUCCUAACAACUACGGCCUUACUUUCGACGCAUACAAACCGCCCGCGCUCAAGCGAGCAGCUAGCUGAGUUCUUGAACAGCAAUCUACACGAUGAAACCCUACGUAUAUCAGUGGACAGCCCCGGUCAUGCUGUCGGCAUGCUCGCCGAGUACCAAGCACUCUUGAUCGACGCGGAUAUCCUUACAGAUCAGUUCGUUCACCUAGUACUAGGCAAUGCAGUAGCUCGGUGGGCCUCAUCCGAUCAGUCUGACUAUGGUACCGAUACCCUGUCUGAUGUCGAGCAUCAUCGUGUACUUCGUGCAUUUUUCCGGUUGCAACUCUACGUUGUAAUCCGGAAACUGUAUGGAAAAGGGAAAGGCUUCAAACGGAAGAUCAGAAGCUUGUUCUCGAUGUGGACGACGUGGGAGUUUGACGAGGUGAGAAGUCUAGCCGAAUGGAUCAAAAUCGAACGCCCAUUCCUACCGCGAGAUUACGACGCCAGUAUCCGCAGGUUGUUUGCCUGUGUGGACAGACAUUUCUACAACGACAUGAUCCCGGAGGUUGUAGUUGACGCAACAGUCAGUCGUUUCUUCGCCCACCCAGUCUAA